CCCGUCCCUCUGUGGGAUAAUAGUAGAGCUGACGGCCGUUCGGCCCCACCGCUCGGUGCUAGCUCCCCGCAAUCUCGCUUGGCUUCAGCCACUUCAUUGUCAUGAAAUGCUAACUCUUGUUUCUCUCUUAGAUGCUGCCUGCAAGCUCUUUUCCUGGAUGCAGGCAUUUUUUUGCUUUUUAUUGUAGUUGGAAUUUUUCUUCGCUUUUCAACUUCUGUCCACUUUCUUUGAAACUUCUUUGCUCCAACGAGAACCGUCUCAGCUUCUCCAACUUCAAUCACUUCAUACAGCUGAAAGCUCUCGCCUUUCGAAACGUCGCAGUAAAUCUUUUCGACAGCCUGCCUUGAAUUUUCACAUCUUUUUCAAAGUGUGUGACAAGAAUUGACUAUAAUUCUUCAGCUGUGGCCUUGCCCAUGCUUUGUACAGUGCAGAUUAUUGUAUCCAGAUAAUGGAUGUGAACAUUAACUUGGAUAAUGACCACCUGACUCAGUAUGCAAUCCAGCAGAGUUUAGAAGCUAGUGAUCAGUCAACUCGCUGUAAUGAAAGCAUCUUACCACUCAGCCAAGAAAACAGACAGAUCGUGAAAGCAAUCAGGCAAGGAGAAAUCUGCGAACUCCAGAAGUUGAUUAAACAUAAAUUUGCAUUGGAUGAAGCGGAUGAGAAGGGGUGGUUUCCACUGCAUGAAGCUGCAGCUCAACCCGUUCAACAAGUGCUUGAGAUUGUCCUAGAUUCUUCAUACAAAACAAUCUGGCAACAAAAGACUGAAGAUGGGGAAUCUCCGCUUACUCUGGCUGCUGGCGCCGGGAUAGUGGGAAAUGUGCAGGCUCUUUUGGAGAAGCGAAUUUGUCCCAAUCUCACUAACAACAAGGGAGAAACACCACUGCUGAUCGCUGUGAGGAAGAAUGCCUACGAGAUGGUAUCGGUGUUGCUCCAACAUGGAGCACUUAUUAACCGGCCCUGUGUGCGGCGAUGGACAGCAAUGCACGAAGCUGCUAAGCAAGGACGUGACGAUAUGGUGGCAUUACUGCUGAGGAACAAUGGGGACAUCAAUCAGAAGGAUGGGUAUGGAGUAACGCCUGUGGCCACGGCAGCCGCGUUUGGUCACUGCAGUGUGCUGGAGUAUCUCAUUCACAAAGGCGGCGACAUUCACGCACAAGCAGACGAUGGUGCCUCGGUGCUCCUUGAAGCUGCCGAAGGUGGGAAUCCGGAUUGUAUAACGGUGCUGCUGGAAUAUGGAGCCAAACCCAAUGAACCGGACAAUGCAGGUCACCUUCCCAUUCACCGAGCAGCGCAAGAGGGACAUUACCUGGCCUUGAAGCAUCUUAUUCCAGUCACUCGUAAGUGUGCAAUUAAGAAAAGUGGGAUAAAUCCAAUCCAUUUGGCUGCUGAUAAUGGCAGUACGCAGUGCCUGGAAUUGCUGAUAGAAAGUGGAUUUGAUGUCAACGCAGUCAUGAACGAAGAGAUAGCUGCCACCUACGACGACAAGCGCAGAACCGCCCUGUAUAUUGCCGUGUCCAAUAACGAUGUUGCCUGCACUGAGCUCCUGCUGAGAGGAAACGCACGGCAGAACCAAGAUCCACUGUCCUGCCUCCUCGUAGCGGUGAGGGCAGGGAAUCAUGAACUUGUGCGCUUGCUUCUACGCUAUGGUGCCAACGUUAACAGCUACUUCACGCUAAUCAAUGACACCCAGUUUCCCACUGCCAUCCAGUACGCAGUACACGACGAGAUGAUGCUCAGACUCCUGCUCAACAAUGGCUACGACGUACCAAUGUGCUUUGACUGCAUCCACACCGACAGCCUUAGAGGGUUUCAUCUCCAUCCUGUUAUUGAAUCAAAGUCCUACAUCACCUCAUUCUGCGAGUUCAUCACCGUGCAGUGGAUGAGUCACUUGGUCGGAAGGGUUGUGCGAGUGCUGAUAGACUACGUGGAUUACGUUUCCUUCUGCGUGACAUUAAAACCCGUGUUGGAGAAGCAAAGGGAAUGGCCUGAGAUCUGCCACAUCAUGGAAAACCCUCGACUUUUGAAGCAUUUGUGCCGACUGAAAAUACGGAAAAGUAUGGGACAAAGACAGCUGCAGGACCCAACGUGUUUGGCAUUGCUUCCGCUCCCUCCAGCGCUUGUGGAUUAUCUCUUGUAUAAGGAAUAUGACUUAUAUGGACGAGGUCUUGAUCCACUGUGUUAGGAAUGUGAACUAUAAUCAUCACGUGCCAUAGUUGUAGUUGUGGCUCGGGUCAGGACUCAUCUUCAGACUGAAAUGUUGCCUGCCCAAUCCCUCCAUAGAUGUUGCCUGACUCGCUGAGUUCCUCCAGCAUUUCAUUUUUAGUUUAGUGAUACAGCAUGGAAACAAGCCCUUCAGCCCACCGAGACUAUCAAUCACCCAUUCACGCUGCUUCCAUCUAAUUCUACUUUCUUAUCCACUCCCUGCACUCUAGGGGCAAUUACCCAGGGGCAUAUUAAUGUACAACCCGCACGUGUUAGGGAUGUGGGAGGAAACCAGAGCACCCGGAGGAAACCCAUGUGGUCACAGGGAGAAUGUAGGCAAACUCCGUACAGACUGUGCCCAAGGUCAGGAUCGGGUGCGGGUCUCUGGCACUGUGAGGCAGUAACUACCAGUUGUGCCGCUGCACCGCCAACUGUGGUGUUUCAUGUAAAUGUUAAAACUUCCCUGACAGCUGUAACUGAAUCUGGGUGGACAAUUUUAAGCAUGCAAGCAAGGGAGCCAGAUACUCAACCAGUGCAUGCAUUUGGAGUGCCAGACUGAAAGGAUAUCUUUUGGUGUAAUUAAUGUCUUAAUGCCACUGGUCCUGUAAUAGCAAGUCAGUCAUAGUCCACAGCAAAUUAAUCUUCACUUUGCUAUUGCAACGGAGUGCGAGACUAAUGGUUUCAGGGCUUGUUGGACACUUCUAUAUUCCAGACCUCCAUGUUGAUUUAGUUUAGUUUAGAGAUACAGCGUGGAAACAUGCCCUCUGGCCCAACGAGUCUGCACCGACCAGCAAUCCCCGCACACUAACACUAGCCUACAUACACACCAGAUACACGUUUACCAGCCAAUUAACCUACAAACCUGUACGUCUUUGGAGUGUGGGAGGUAACCGAAGAUCUCGGAGUAAACCCAACCGGUCACGGGGCAGAACGUGCAAACUCCGUAUAGACAGCACGGGUAGUCGGGAUUGAACCCGGGUCUCGGGUGCUGCAAGCAUUUUAAGGCAGCAACGUUACUGCUGCACCACCUGAUGAAAUACUUAGUUGGAACCUAUUCAUUAAACCGGCGUGCAUGCUUCUAGAAUUGAGUAUUAUUUCUUUAAAAACACAACUUAAUUUUAUUCAUAGAACUAGCAUUUAAUAAAUUGGAAGCUUACUCUGAAUUUUAUGGUGUUUUGCAUUGUUCUUCAUUCUGCAUUCACGAAGACUUAAAUAGAAAAUAUGAUGGAUGGAUAGAAAAUUUGAGAUACAUAGAUAGGAUAGGCUUUAGUGUGAAGAUAAACAUUAAAUGCUGGAGUAACUCAGCGGGACAGACAGCAUCUCUGGAGAGAAGGAAUGGGUGACGUUUCGGGUCGAGACCCUUCUGCAGCAGAGAUGCUGCCUGUCCCGCUGAGUCGCUCCAGCGUUUUGUGUCUUCGGUUUAAAUCAGCACCUGCAGAUCCUUCCAACACAAAGGUUUUAGUAUGUUAUGUUAUGUUUCAGAUGUACAAGACGUUGGAGAGUCCGUACUUGGAGAAUUGUGUUCAUUUAUGGUCACCCUGCUCUGAGAAAGAUGCUAUUAAGCUGGGGAGAGUCCAGAGGAGAUUUACAACGAUGUUGCCAGGACUCGUGGGCCUGUGGUACAGGGAGAGUUUGGGCAGGAUAGGACUAUAUUCCUUGUAGUGCAGAAAGCUGAUGGGUGAUCUUAUAGGGUGUAAAGGAUCAGGAGAGGAAUAGAUAAAUAUUACAGUCUUUUCCCUGGACUUGGAGAAUCAAGAUUAUAUAACAUAGGUUUAUGAUGAGAGAGGAAAAGGUUUACUAGGAACCAGAGGGACAACUUUUUCACGUAGAGAGGGAUGGGAACAUGGAAUAAGAUGCCAGAGGCAGUAGUUGAGGCAGGUACAAUAACAUCAUUUAAAAUUUUGUUAGCCCUUGCUGUCUCCUCCCCUUCCUCAGCCCUCGGGCUCCUCCUCCCUUUUUUUUUCUUCUCCCCGCCGCCCCCCAUCAGUCUGAAGAAGGGUUUCGGCCCGAAACGUUGCCUAUUUCCUUCGCUCCGUAGAUGCUGCUGCACCCGCUGAGUUACUCCAGCAUUUUUGUGUACCAUCAUUUAAAAUACAUUUGGACGUACAUAGAUAGUGAACAUUUGGAAGCCAUGGGCCCAACACAGGCAGAUGGGACUAACAUAGAUGGGGCAUCCUGUUCACCUAGGGGCAAAUUGAGCCGAAGGGCCUGUUUUCGUGCUGUAUUACUUUAUGACUUUAAUUAGGCUCGUUAGUUCAUGAGUACACUUUUAUAUUGAUUAUACCCUGUCAACUGACAUUAUCCAACUAAUUUCAACUUUGUGGUCAAUCCAUCCUCUGCAGAUCUAGCCAUCCACCCCGAAUUCUGGUAGUAGAAUUUAAGUUUCGGCAUCCUUUAUUUUGCUGACAAGUUUGAAUCCAGUAGCAUUGUAUGACUGGUAUCUAAAUGUUACCCUAAAUAUGAAGUUGGGCACUGCACUGUGUCACCGUGAAAAUAUGAAUGCAGGAACAGAUAUUUGUUUGUGGUUGCAUCACUAAACUACUGGGGAAUGUCAGCUAUCAUUAGUAUUGAACUGAACUGAACUGAACUGAAUUCAGUCCCAAUGUAAUGCACACAUUUGGUGUUUGCAACUAAAACUCAAUCUCCUCUCAUUGCUAUCCAAUUACCUCUUGUUUAUUCACGAGCGCACUCUGCUCAUUAAAUCACCUAGAAAUUGGGCUUUAUCUAUUUUUGAUGCAUUAAGCCAUUGUAAUAUUGAAGGGGAAAGAAGUUUGAAGCAGCAUGAUGGUUGCUUACACCCUGAAAGACGUGCCAAAUCAGUGCCUUCACAUUUCACACUGCACCUCGGCGCAGUGGUAGAACUACUGACUCACGGCACCAGAUACCCGGGUUCGAUCCUGACCUCGGGUGCUGUCUGUGUGGAGUUAGCACGUUCUCCCUGUGACCUGCUUGGGUUUUCUCCGGGUCCUCCCACACUACAAAGACGUGCAAGUUUGUGGAUUAAUUGGCUUCUGUAAAUUGCCCCUUGUACAUAACAUAGGGCUAGUGUACAGAUGGUCGCUGGGCGGCGCGGACUCGGUGGGCCGAAGGGCCUGUUUCCACUCUGUAUCUCUAAGAUAAACUAAACUAAACUAAAUUCCAGCAUCUGCAGUUUCUGGUGUCAACUCUUCCGCUGCACCAUCGUGCCGCCCUCAGGAACUGAUGACCUCAGUAAGGGUGGAGUCCAUAACGGCCCAUAGUUGGCUGGGGAAGAUGUGCUAAUGACAGGGAUGCGAACAGUGGAACUAGUAGCAUGACUAGGGUGGAGGAGGUGGCUGAUGUCAUGAGUCCCUCCAUCACAUUGUGUUUUGCUUCCAAUUUUUUUCAAUUCCAACAUCUGUGAUUCCUUUGUGCCGUCUCUAGGUGACACUAUGAAAUAUUAGGCUUGCUCAUCUAAUUCCCUGUGGAACUUGUUUUAAUCUGGAAAUGAUUUCCUUUACAAUCUAAUCUGGUUAAAUCAUGCUUAAGUAUGACGUACAUAGAAUAUGGAACUUUGAAGAGUACAGCACAGAAACAGGCCCUUCGGCCCGCAUUGUCUCUGCUGGACAUGGUGCCUACUAAUAUGGGGACUAAUUGAUCCAAUCUCUAAGCAAAGCUGUCCCCCAGCUGGUCUCUGUCCUCAUAAAACCUCAUUAUAUCUUCAGUGUGUUUCCUAGUUUGGGUGAUUUAUUUGAAACAGAUUUAUUCAUGACUAUGCAAGCAGCUGAGUUGGUCUCAAAGCAGUUUUAAUAAUUUCCUACCCUCCCAGUGAAUUUGUGAAAUCGCCAACUGUGAUUCAACAGAAAGCAUUGAAACUGGUCCUGUCUAUUGUACUACAGAUUGGCUGUACAUAUUCCUGCUGCUGAGACAUUUCGCUUGAAACGAGUGGUUUUACAAGACCAAGUUCACGCCCAAAUUGACAGCACCUGCUUGCUGCGGCUUUAUAGCUCUCGUCCCAUCAGCAGGUGUAGAACACAAGGGCUCAUUGUAACUGACUGCCCAAGGCUCACAAAAAAAUAUAAUGUGCGGUCCCUCUCUGAGUUGCACGUUAUUGAAACAUAAGGAACUCUAAAGUAGCACUGCUAUAAAAGCCCUAAAUGUAGCCGCCAAGGAACGCAGGGGCGAUACAUACUAAGGGACUGUGGUACACUGUGAAAUCGACAGAAGGAUGGAGGGUUGGGUGUUUAUGCGUGCUAUUUUCGUGAUAUUUAUUUUAGUUGUUUAUCUUUUAAUAUUUUAUCUUGUAUGUAUCGUUAGCUUUUAGAAAUGUUUGAAUGGUGCACUGACUGGCUGACAUUUUUUAAAUUUCGUUGUACAUGGUUCAUGUUACAAUGACAAUAAAGAAACUA
Messenger RNA from Leucoraja erinaceus (little skate), 6569 nucleotides. RefSeq names its product ankyrin repeat and SOCS box protein 15-like. Gene Ontology annotation, biological process: intracellular signal transduction. Gene Ontology annotation, molecular function: protein binding. Bases 449 to 2182 code for a protein of 577 amino acids. Gene Ontology annotation, cellular component: cytoplasm. The transcript has 10 exons. NCBI's taxonomy places the organism in Eukaryota, Metazoa, Chordata, Chondrichthyes, Rajiformes, Rajidae. The record is from RefSeq and is a predicted model, not a curated record.